AGGAGGGCAGUCCCUGCUUUUAUUUUUAUUUUCCUGUCGGCCUCUGAGGAGCAGAAAAACAAACUCGGAGCUUCGAGACAAACACGCACGUCUGUUGGUGUGACGCGGGGGAACUGCAGGCGCGCGCCUCAUGUGAUCUCCUUCACUUUAUUUUCUCCCCAUUAUUGUUAAAAAGGGGAAGGGCUGCGCUAAGAACAAUUGAACAACAAGUUCGGCGGAUGCGCACUUUACGCACAGACUGCGCGCGCCGUGAAACUGACAUGUUGGAUCACCUCGAAAGUUUGCGUGAACUCCAGCUCUGUGGCUUCGGUUCCCCUCCUGGUGUCAGCUCUUCUGUGUCAUCAUGAGUCUCGGCUGGAAAUAAAGAGCGUCCCAACUUUUCUAAAGGAAACCAGGAGGAGCAGCAUGGGGGCCAAACAGAGCGCCCCGGCGCUCGACGGCAGGACUCGCGCUUACUCCAGCUCCGACCUCCCCUCUGGAAACUCUGGCGCAGCUGAAAGGAUCGCGGGCUUCAGGUACACAAAUGGACCGGACGGGCCCCGGAUUCGGUACACGGGCGGCGGAGGGCCCACCAGCUCCGGGAUGAGUAUCCCCGCGGGCGGAAGGUCCGAGUCCCACAAUCAGAGCCUCGACGGCACAGACGGUGAUGAGGAGCAGCUGGGGGGCCCUGAGGCACACAGACUCCUCAUAGGGUCCCUGCCCUCUCACCUGUCCCCUCGCCUGCUGGGAGGGUUCCACUGCCCGGUGUGCUCCAAGUACAUGGCGGCGGAUGAGAUCGAGAAGCACCUGCUCCUGUGCUUCAGCAAAACUCGCCUCACUUAUAACAGUAAGGUUGGGGCGUGUGACGGCGUGGCACGACUCUGA
This is a messenger RNA of Nematolebias whitei (Rio pearlfish), 864 nucleotides long. Its product is annotated as E3 ubiquitin-protein ligase znrf2. The transcript has 2 exons. The record is from RefSeq and is a predicted model, not a curated record. The coding region runs from base 406 to 864 and encodes 152 amino acids. NCBI's taxonomy places the organism in Eukaryota, Metazoa, Chordata, Actinopteri, Cyprinodontiformes, Rivulidae.